GCCACACAGGUUACAGCAGAGCUCUGGAAUGUCCAGUCCUUUGCAGAGCAGCUACAGACACACGUGAUCUCCCACCCAGCCUAUUGGCCUUGAAUGAUUCGCGUAAGAAUAGAAGUUUCAGGGCUGGAUCUGAGGCUCUGAGGCUAGGGAGGAGGGGCCUGAGCACGAAUAACGUAGCCUUGUCACCGCAGCUGGCUGCUGGCCAAGCUCCACCACUUCGCGGUGAAGGGUAACUGAACUUCCUGCGGAGGGAGGGAGGAAACAGUUAAAAUCCUGAGGCAGCUGCAAUCAUCUAGGCGUGGUUCCCUGCUCUGACUUGGGCUGCACAGAUCCUGGACCACGGGGCAGAGGAAGGACAGCAUUAGGCGGCAGAGCCUCCCAGAUGGCUGAGUUGGAUCUGAUGGCCCCAGGGCCCCUGCCCGUGGUCACUACUUAUCCUCUGGCCUCUCUUGGCUCAGACUCUGGGUCAGCCAGCCCAGCAGAAGAAAACGAUGUGGGCUCCCUGGGGAAGCAAGUGGAAGAGAACGAGGGACAGGGCAAUAGCGAGGUAGAGGCCAAGGCUCCUGGUGGUGAGAGUGAGGAGGAGAUCCUGUGUGACUUCUGUCUUGGGACCAGCAGAGUGAAGGCGGUGAAGUCCUGUCUGACCUGCAUGGUGAAUUACUGUGAGGAGCACCUUCGACCACACCAGGAGAACAGCAAACUACAUAGCCACCAGCUGACUGAGCCUGCAAAGGACCGAGACCUGCGCACCUGCCCUGCCCACCACAGUCCACUGGUUGCCUUCUGCUGCACAGACCAGCAGUGUAUCUGCCAGGAAUGUAGUCAGGAUGAGCACAGGAGCCACACUACUAUCUCUCUGGAUGCUGCCCGCAGAGACAAGGAGGCUGAACUUCGGUGCACCCAGUUGAACUUGGAGCAGAAACUCAAGUUGAAUGAAAACGCCAUUGCCAGGCUCCAAGCCAACCACAAGUCCGUGUUGGUGUCGGUGUCAGAGGUGAAAGUAGUGGCCGAGGAGCAGUUUGGGGAACUCCUUGCUGCUGUGAAGAAAGUCCAGGCUGAUGUGAUGCUCUUCUUGGAGGAGAAGGAGCAGGCUGCUCUGAACCAAGCCAACAGCAUCAAGACCCACCUGGAGUAUAGGAGUGCAGAGAUGGAGAAAAGCGAGCAGGAGCUGGCAAGGCUGGCGGCCAUCAGCAACACUGUCCUCUUCCUGGAGGAGUACUGCAAGUUUAAGAACACCGAAGACACUGCCUUCCCUAGUGUUUACAUAGGGCUAAAGGAUAAACUCUCAGGCAUCCGCCAGGUCCUCACGGACUCCACUGUACACUUAAUCCAGUUGCUGGAGAACUAUAAGGAAAAGCUCCAGGAGUUUGCCAAGGAAGAGGAGUACGACAUCAAAACUCAAGUGUCUGCUGUUGUUCAGCGCAAAUAUCGGACCUCAAAGCCUGAGCCCAGAACCAGGGAACAGUUCCUCCAAUAUGCGUGUGACAUCACAUUUGACCCAGACACAGCACACAGGUAUCUCCGGCUGCAGGAGGACAACCGCAAGGUCACGAACACCACACCCUGGGAGCAUCCCUACCCAGACCUCCCCAGCAGGUUCGUGCACUGGCGGCAGGUGCUGUCCCAACAGAGUCUGUACCUACACAAGUACUAUUUUGAGGUAGAGAUCUCUGGGGCAGGUACCUAUGUUGGCCUGACCUGCAAAGGCAUUGACCGGAAAGGGGAGGGACGCAACAGUUGCAUUUCCGGAAACAACUUCUCCUGGAGCCUCCACUGGAAUGGAAAGGAGUUCACAGCCUGGCAUAGUGACACUGAGACACCACUCAAAGCUGGUGCUUUCCGGAGGCUUGGGAUUUACAUUGACUUCCCAGGAGAGAGCCUUUCCUUCUACGGUGUAGAGUAUGAUGCCAUGACUCUGGUUCACAAGUUUGACUGCAAGUUCUCAGAGCCAGUCUAUGCUGCCUUCUGGCUUUCCAAGAAAGAAAAUGCCAUCCGGAUUAUGGAUCUGGGAGAGGAACCUGAGAAACCAGCACCACCCUCGGUGGGAGAGGAACCUGAGAAACCAGCACCACCCUCGGUGGAGGCUGCUCCCUAGACUCCAGGACCCACAUCCCAGGCCUUUGCUAACUGUGACAAUGGGGCAGCAACUUGCAUUUUAAGACUGACUUGGAGGCAGAAAUAGCUACCAUUGGUAGCUGGCUUUAGCUGUCCAGCUGUCCUUCAUUGCUGCAGGCAGCACUGUUGUCUGUGUGUUUGCAGUAAUUCUAAGGCACCAAAGUCCCCCCCAUGAGCUUCUAAUGAUACUCUUAUCUCUGUUCAGGCUAGCAACAUGCUCUGCCCAAGAUUAGGAACCAAGAUCUCUCAGGGAACUAAAAGGAUUGCAGAGGAAACCUGAACACAUUGUAAACUUUGUUGUGCAUUUCCUAUGUGACAGACCCUGAGUGCUUCCUGUGUAUUAAGUCAAUCCUCUCACCAGACCUCAUUUUGCAGAUGGGGAGCCUGUGGUCCAGGGCAGUCCAGGGUGGCUAGCUAACUAAGUGAAGGGCAAAUCUGGGUGAGCUGUUACUGAACUUUUGAUCAACACAAUAUAUUGCCUUCCUCAUUAGAUAAUGAAUGUUGUAUAAAAGGGAAUAAACCACACGGUGAAUUACAUAGCUGUGAAGCAGUGCCUUUAACCAUCUCCUCCUAAGAGUUGUCAUAUCAUUUUGCAUGUACCGUUCUGGUUCACCCAUCCAGCCAUGCACUGGCCAAGAGUUCACCACCUCCCAUGUAGCUUGUUCUGGUUUUGGACAGUGAAGUGGGAACAACUGCCU
Molecule: messenger RNA, 2813 nt
Organism: Castor canadensis (American beaver)
Lineage: Eukaryota; Metazoa; Chordata; Mammalia; Rodentia; Castoridae
Gene: Trim16
Product: tripartite motif containing 16
Molecular function (GO): zinc ion binding; protein binding
Source: RefSeq, a predicted model, not a curated record